AUGCUUUCCUCUUCCAUUUGCAAUCCGAUUGUCCUUGUGUAUAAAAGAAAGUUUCAAGAAGAUUUUUUUUUUAAUAUUUGUCAUUCCAAUAGAUAAUUUAGGCAAGUAUAUGGUGAAUCAGUCUAAGAACAAGUUCAGCAUGAAGACCAAGUAUGGAGCAGCACUUGCACCUGUCUUCCUCCUUGCUGGUGCAUAUGUCGCUUGGAACUACAUAAAUCAUGGUUUGUGGAGAAAGAAAGACGAUAAAAAUAGUCAUCGGGAUAUCAGAAAACGCGUUUCAGAACAAAGAAGAGAUGGUAAUGCUAAAAACAUGGGUAAGGAGGCUUCUUCAGGAAGAGAUGAAAGAACCCUCUCAAAAUCUGUUUCAAUGGGAGCUAUUCGAGGAGGAAAAUUAGCACUACAGAGAUUGCUUGAUUUGCACUCAUACCGCGUUGAUACUUCUUCCCUUGCGAAUGCUGAGAUAGAAUUUGAAGCAUUGCUUUCCAAGGAAAACCCUGACUUUGGGUUGCUUCAGAGAGACAUUGUGAAAAUGGAAAUGAGUGGAAAAGAAGCAAACGGAGUGGAGCUAUUGAAGAAAGCACUGGAGAAAGCAAGAAAAGAAGGGAAAGGUCACGAGGCUUAUGAGAUUGAGAUGUUGCUUGUGGAGAUGUUGAUCUACUUGGGAAACAUUGAAGAGGCUUCAAAAUGUAAGUGUUUAGAGGAUGAAGUCAUAACAGAUGCAAGACGUCCUCUAUAUCAGUCUAUAAUCCAUUACCUUCGAGGUGAUCCUAUGAAGCAAGUAGAGGAGACAUUCAACAGGUUCAGAGAUAUUCAAAUUGGUCUACAAUGGCCUGGAAGCUCAGAAGAAUGUGAGAUUGAACAAGUCACAUUUGAUGAGUUCAAGAAAGUUAUGGAGUCUCUCAAGCAAGAAAUCGAAGACGGCAACAAAAGAAAAUUGAAGUUAAUCAAAGAUAAAACGAUCGAUGGAAGAUAAACUUCAAUAAUUUCAAGAAAUAUAUAGUGUUAUUAUUCAAGAUUUGGUACAUAAAUAAUGAUACUCUUGAAACAAUACAUCAAACUAGACCCAAAAACAUCUAAUAUUUUCAUGUUGAAACAAAUUUGAAUAUAUGUAUGCUGAAAAAUAUGAUCAAGAAAGGAAAUAAUGUAUCAUAUAAAUAAAUCAAAACUAAAUUGGCACAA
This is a messenger RNA of Arabidopsis lyrata subsp. lyrata, 1179 nucleotides long. RefSeq lists its product as uncharacterized. Lineage: Eukaryota; Viridiplantae; Streptophyta; Magnoliopsida; Brassicales; Brassicaceae. The transcript has 4 exons. Bases 110 to 973 code for a protein of 287 amino acids. The record is from RefSeq and is a predicted model, not a curated record.